This is a messenger RNA of Aaosphaeria arxii CBS 175.79, 1533 nucleotides long. RefSeq lists its product as uncharacterized. The coding region runs from base 140 to 1420 and encodes 426 amino acids. NCBI's taxonomy places the organism in Eukaryota, Fungi, Ascomycota, Dothideomycetes, Pleosporales. The transcript is spliced from 3 exons. The record is from RefSeq and is a predicted model, not a curated record.
UCUUGUUACCGUCACAAAAUCGCAUGCAUCUCUCCAUCAAUUUGCUCACCUAUCACCUGCCAGCUGAUGAUGGACCUGCUGAUACUCAUGGUCUAGAGAGUCGUACUUCUAUCACAUCGUCGCGCCACCAUGGCCUUGUAUGGCUCCCUACGUAAACGCUAAACCCAGAUCCUCAGUAUCGUCGGACCUAUCCUCCAGGCGAAAAAGAGGACAAAUUCUGACCACAAGCGAAGAGAAACCACAAGGAGCCGCAGAAAUUAGUUCUCAGUCUAUAUGGGGUCUCCCUCAUGUCCGUCGGACAAUAUCGUUGUCCAGCACAUUGGUGAGGGCGUGUCGUGACAUCAUGGUUAUUCAGUGCAAAGCGCUGAACGAACACAACACAGACCGUCGAGCAAAUCAGACUGGCGCUUCUGGGAGCAGCCAAAUUGGACAUAUGUCGAAAACAAUGGCUCCUGUUAUCUCCGCCGAUACUCUCUCUACCGGCUACCAGAGCCAAAACAUGACCCUCUCUGCUCCGAGCAGUCCUAUGCGCCAAGAGCCACCCUCUACACCGCUAUAUGCCAAUAUUGGGGUUCGCCGCGUACAUCGUACUUCCGCAGUUCGUACAUCGCCAGCUAGGGCAGGUCACUCUGUCGAAAUGAAGGCUAUCUUCGAGUCGGCUAGGCUCAAUAAGACUAACACAGCUGUAUCACCUCCUCGAUUCCCCUCGCAUCCUGAUUUGGCCAAGAUCCGCCCCGGAUAUAGCCCAAGUCGUUCAAGCCGUCCAACAAAUACAGCGAAUACAGAUAGAUGCAUAGCCUUUGCGUCUUGGUCGGACGAUUUGGAUCUUCUUGUCGACAAUUCAACCCAAAAAGCGGAUGAUAUCUUUGCGCCUACCACAAGCACCAUACCAUCUGCUGAACUUGAGCAAUCCUCUCCGGGCUCUCUCAAUGAAUAUACAGUUGCACAGAAUAAGAGCUUAGGGCUGGUUUCCUCUGUAAUCGAAAACAAAUUCCAGUCCCUUUCCAGGAAGCACGUCAAAUACAACCCGCCCGUUACAAAUAAAGCAGAAAAUCUCAAGAACUUGGGGUUUUCCUGUUCAUCUGAUAGGCAAACUAAUCCUCCUAAAGAAAGCGGAUAUCUCAAUCAGGCGUCCCAUCAAUGGCAAUGUCCAUACAUAACCAAUGAGAACACACCAACGACAAGACACUUGGAGCUCAACGACAUGCGCCUCACAACACCAACAUCUGAUGACAACGUCGAAAAUGCUGGCAGUGACGACCUAGAGCCCUGCAAUUUGAGUCCAAACGUUUGCAUCGAACGUGGUCCUUCGCGGUAUCAUGUUUAUAGACAUAUUUAUGGUGCUGCCAUGAAAGAGCGAACACCACUUUCCAUAGCAUUCUCGGAGUCUGAUCACACGUGUGUAUACGACGAGUGCUGAAUAAAUUUUCUUUUUUUCAAUCGUCAAUUUUUAAGAUUAACUAGUGUAUUUUACAUCACAACGGUUCAGGACCAGAGAAAUAGUCAGUAUAUUUAGUGUCUCAAUACCCAAAU